Molecule: messenger RNA, 1785 nt
Organism: Wyeomyia smithii (pitcher-plant mosquito)
Lineage: Eukaryota; Metazoa; Arthropoda; Insecta; Diptera; Culicidae
Gene: Pgd
Product: 6-phosphogluconate dehydrogenase, decarboxylating
Exons: 5
Coding region: 190-1638 (482 amino acids)
Biological process (GO): pentose-phosphate shunt, oxidative branch; pentose-phosphate shunt
Cellular component (GO): cytosol
Molecular function (GO): NADP binding; phosphogluconate dehydrogenase (decarboxylating) activity
Source: RefSeq, a predicted model, not a curated record
ACGACUUGUCCUGGCAGUUUUCGUUCGAUUUUGCUCCGGUUUGCAAGUGAUCUUUCGGUGAUAAUCGCGCGAUCAAAACGUGCUGUUUAUUUUUUGUCGUUCAUUUGUCCAUUCCAAUCCAGUUUGUCUUAUCACAUCACAACCAUUUUCUCCAAAUUCGUCCAUACUAGUGUUCGAUAUAUUAGCAACAUGAGUGCACCAAAAGCCGACAUUGCUCUCAUCGGCUUGGCCGUUAUGGGACAGAACCUGAUCCUCAAUAUGAACUCUAAGGGUUUUGUGGUGUGUGCUUACAAUCGCACCGUUGAUAAGGUGAAACAGUUCCUGGACAACGAAGCGAAGGGAACCAAAAUCAUUGGCGCUACUUCGUUGCAGGAUAUGGUUAAUAAGCUGAAGAAACCGCGAAAAAUUAUGCUUCUUGUAAAAGCCGGCAGUGCGGUAGACGAUUUUAUCCACCAGUUACUUCCGUUGAUCGAGAAGGGUGACGUUAUUAUCGAUGGUGGCAACUCCGAGCAUCAGGAUUCGGCCCGUCGCUACGAGGAAUUGAAAGCGAAGGGCAUUUUGUAUGUCGGAUCGGGUGUAAGCGGUGGAGAAGAAGGUGCCCGCUAUGGGCCUUCUCUAAUGCCAGGCGGACAUCCGGAUUCGUGGCCACUGAUCAAGGAUAUUUUUCAGUCCAUCUGUGCCAAAUCGAAUGGUGACCCGUGCUGCGAAUGGGUCGGCGAAGGUGGUGCUGGACACUUUGUCAAAAUGGUCCACAAUGGUAUCGAGUACGGAGACAUGCAGCUGAUUUGCGAAGCAUACCACUUGAUGCUGGCACUAGGAAUGAGUCAGAAAGAAAUGGCCCAGGAGUUUGAUGAAUGGAACAAGGGUGUUUUGGAUUCAUUCCUGAUUGAGAUUACCCGUGAUAUUCUCAACUAUAAGGAUGGUGACGGUUAUUUGCUGGAACGUAUCCGUGAUACGGCUGGACAGAAAGGCACUGGCAAGUGGACAGCGAUUGCCGCUUUGCAUCACGGCGUUCCAGUAACACUAAUAGGUGAAGCAGUGUUUUCCCGAUGCUUGUCGGCGUUAAAGGAAGAGCGAUGCAAGGCUAGCAAGCAGCUAGCGGGACCGAAUGUAAAGGCAUCGGUUACUGAUAGAAAAGCCUUCCUAACCCACAUUCGCAAUGCUCUAUAUUGCGCUAAAAUUGUGUCCUACGCUCAAGGCUUCAUGUUGCUACGGGAAGCUGCCAACGAGUACAAGUGGAAUCUCAAUUAUGGUGGAAUCGCAUUGAUGUGGCGUGGAGGUUGUAUCAUUCGAAGCGUCUUUCUGGGCAAUAUUCGUGAUGCUUUCGUACGCAACCCUCAGUUAUCUAAUUUGUUACUGGAUGGCUUCUUCAAGGAUGCUAUUGUGAAGAACCAACAAUCGUGGCGGGAAGUAGUUAGUCAAGCUGUCCUGUGGGGAGUUCCGGUGCCUGCCAUGUCUGCUGCUCUCGCUUUCUUCGAUGGGUACCGCUCGGAACGGUUGCCAGCUAAUCUGCUACAGGCUCAACGUGACUACUUCGGUGCACACACGUACGAACUGCUCGGUAAGGAAGGUAAAUUUGUGCACACCAACUGGACCGGAAAGGGAGGCAAUGUGUCGGCUAGUACUUAUUUGGCUUAAUUCGCAAGAGGGGAUCUUGAAGUCACAUUCCUGGUUGAGCUAGUUUCCUACAGAACGAGACAUACUUUCGCAUAUAUCGUUAUUUAUUGUUGCUCAUUUUCUAGGUUUCAAAAUUAAUUACGUUGUAAUUAAACUGGUUGUUUAGGA